Cladophialophora immunda is the source of this 2891-nucleotide messenger RNA. RefSeq lists its product as uncharacterized. Lineage: Eukaryota; Fungi; Ascomycota; Eurotiomycetes; Chaetothyriales; Herpotrichiellaceae. The coding region runs from base 534 to 2144 and encodes 536 amino acids. The transcript has a single exon. The record is from RefSeq and is a predicted model, not a curated record.
UGCAUAGUCACGUUUCAGAUCGAAACCCGCCCCCGAACUACGCUCUAUAUGCAGCGAUCCGCCUCGGUCGCUCCAUUCGUUUUGUACUUCCGUCUUCUUGGAAUCUUGUCGAAGCCUCCGCAGCCUGAUGCUCAGAGCCAAUUUAGCUGAGCGACACCCUCUGCACCAUUUUUCAUCCUGGAUGUAAUUCGUCCCGCUGCCGUCUGAAGAGCUACUUUUCUCUCGGGGAACAUCUCCAGAAUCUGGCUUCUCAUGAUUCAGAACAAGGGCACCGCUUCAAGACUCUCUAACUGGCUCACAAUUUCUCGGACCAAUUGCUCCUGCGCCAGUGGCCUUUUUGACUUUGAUCAGGACUUUUCCUAGCUUCUGAGCGCUGGUCUUGUCCAAGGCACUUAAGCCAGCAACUCACAAAGGAAAGAAAACAACUGACAUUCCCAGUCUGAUUUAGUGCUCCUCGCCUGUACUCGCUCGAGUGUUCGAGCUGCCAGCUAGGCUCCUCUCAAGAAGAACGUCUUGCAACAACCCUUCCAGAUAUGUGCCUCUUCCACAUUCUCAACUGCUCCGCGCGCAAUGCAUCUGAACUGCGCCGCACCCUUACGAGGCCUUCUCGGGAGGUCAUCGCCGCCGGCUUGAUCCGGUGCAAGUGGCACGAAGCCGUCACGAGAAGCGACUGGGAUGCCCAAGACCCCUCAAAGUUUCAGGAUCCCGAUGCCGUCUGUCCCUAUGUGGUAGUGCGUCACGACGAAACCCCCCUUCCCGAAGAUGUCGUCAAGACUAUUGUGGAAGCCGUAUACCUGGAAUGUGUUCCCGACCGCGGCUGCCCAAAAUGUGAGGAGACCAUAUCCGCCGAGGAGAUGUUGGGUCCCCUCCCGACAAGGGCAGAGAAGCUAGAAUGUCUUCGCGCAUCGGACCGUUCUGCCAUUGCUAAAGGUGGAGAUGCCUCUCAGCGUGGAGUUGUGGCUGUCCCAAGUACUGGGCAGAGACCUAGUGAAGGGACAACCGGGCCGAGCAGUGUGAAGAGGAAACAUCACAACGGGAAGAACGACAAAGGAAAGAGACGAGAUGAUGACGACGAUGUUGAUGAUGCUAGCAGUGAUGAUAUCCGUAUCGUUGAAGAAAGACAGGUGAAGAGACCCCGCUUAGGGAGUCCGCUGCAGAAAAGCAUUCAGGACGGAUCCCGAACCGUCAGUCCGGCUUCCGCCGCAAGUAUACAACCUGCAAAUUCUUCAAUGGCGAAAAGCGUCCCCCCAGUCUCGGAGGAAGGGGAAACGUCUUCAUCGCCGGCUUCGGCCAGCGCGACCAUCGGCAAGGGGAGCAGCUUGAAUUUAAGCGACGCAGCCUCGCGCGGACUUACUCACACACUGCGCUCGCCUGGACCGCCGCCUCAGGGUAGUGAGAAUGAGGAUGCACUACAGAGACGGAAAAGGGAGCUGAGCCUCGCAAUGGCUGUGCACUUGAGCGCGGGAGCACGGCAUUCGCGCGAGGCAGCACCUCUCGCAGAGAAAGUUCGUGGUCCCACCAGAUCCUCGAAAGAAAGCAAGGAGAACGAAGCUCUUUCCAUGCCUCCUCCGGCGCUGAAUUCGAAACGUUGUAAUGUCAUAGAUCUGACGAGGAGUUCCACCGUUGAAUCGUCGAGAUCCGAAACCGAACCACCAAAGUCACCAACGCCAUCGGUAGAAAAAAGGGAAAGAGCUAUCAGAGACCAUGUCAGCGACGCCUUUAGACGUCUGGAUUCAGCUGCCGCCCAACAAAAAGACCUUCCUCUGCGCGGGGCCGAGACUCAAGAAGACGGUGAGUUCGGACCAGAAGUCCUUCGCGCCGUCCGCGAUGGCUACUUCCAGACUGCUGUGGAGGAGGUCUCCCGCCGACAUUGGGACCUAGAUGCGCCUGUAAGCUCCUCGAAAGCGGCUGGCGGGCCAAAAGGUAAAGACGACACCCUCCUAGACAGCAUCCGGAUCUUGCGCGCCGAGAAAGCUGCCUUCGUCGACCGCAUCGCCGGGCUUCUUGAGGAGAAGGCGGCGUCGAUGGAGAGGGAGGCGGCGCUGCUGAGAAGAGUCGCCGAGCUGGAGCGGAUGGUACAGGCCAACGGGAGCGUGAAAGCAAAGGGAACGAUUUCCCCAUCGCCGUCGCCUGGGACACGAUAGGCGGGAGAAGCAGGUCAAGAAGCGAUGUUUCGACGGGAAGAUAUGUGCUCAACCGCAGGACAUUAGAGGGUGAAGAGUCCUAGGGCUGCUACUGAAUAGACACUGUAUUGCGCUCGGCAUUACAAACGAGGAUCACGCGAAACAAGCAAACGUCACAACAGGAUCUUCGCCAUGUCGAGUACUACAGGUAAACCCACAUCCCACUUGAGCUCCUCUGAAACGCUCUCGCUGUGGAAACAAGGUGGUGCAGCCCACAUCUCUAUCCACCUAGAUGCUAUGGGAAGGGGACGAUGAUCCUCCAAUCAUCGAUGCAGCAGGGCUGGCGACAGAUCCGAGCUACCAUAGGGGCUUUCGGAGGCAAUAUCAGGACGAAAUGCAAGGUGAAAGUAUGAACCGAGAAGGAAAAUCCCAGGAGGCGGGUUGGGAAAAGGAGAUGGACGAGACCGAGUCUCCCUGCAUUUCUCCAAGGAAAGAGCUGGAAAGUAAUUAGGUACGGCACAAGGGCCAAUCCGAAGAGACGCGGACGGCGCUGAUAUCUUUUUGUGACUCGGGUUCGGGUUUUGAAGGAACUGAGCAGCAUCAAUAGCUACUGAUCGGGUUGUGCUUCAUUCCUCCUUCAUCCAGGGUUUGUAGCCCGCUAGGACAUCUGCUCCGGUAAACACCAGCUUUCCUCCCUUGGAGAAAGAUCAAGAGGGAAGAAGGACAUAGUGCAGCGCAGAUGCUUGGUCGAGGAUUUCUUUCUGUGGC